AUGGCGCCCUCGAAGAGCAAGAAGCCGAAAAAGCAAACAGCGGUAACCAUCAGUCCGGUUUUGCGCCGUUUUGAGCUUGAAGAUGUCUUCAUCAACCAGCGCCACAACAAUUUCAAAGAUCCCCAACUGGUCCUCAAAAGCCAACUCGAUCGAUCGCGUGGGAUGCCCUACAAUGCUGGGGUAAACUCCCAGAUGCCCAUCUGGCAUCAUCAGUUGAUGAUACAUGUCAAGGACAAAGCAGAUGAGCUGGCGAAGCUGGACUUGGAAGAUUUUACCCCAGCCGCCAAAGCCAGGGACCCUCCUUCGCAGUGUACCGCCGCAUGUUCACCUUCUGAGCGUGCUUUCAUGUUUUGGUAUCCCAUGGGGCCUGAAAGGGCGUCACUUUUGUUCUCGAUGAAAAGCACUUCUGACUUUGAAGCCGUCCUGAGAGAAAUGAAGCGGUGGGAAGUGACUAUGGCUUCCAGCAGGCAUGGCUUCGGGCACAGUUUCUGGAUUAGAAGAGAGCAGCAGGGUCUUCCCUCCAUUCCUCAAAUCAAUCCUCUGACUGUGACCAAGUCAUCUAGCAGGCGACACCGAAAAUACAUCACCAACGCACACCCGGGCCUGCUUAUAGACACCAACAAUCCGCACCUAUUGCAUUCAGUGAGCAGUGCAGGCCAAUUUUUUGCGAGUCCCCAGCCAAUCCAGCACCUUAGCCAACCGUUUUACCUUCAACAACCGCAACAAGCCUUGGUCCCCGGAAGCCUCCUUCAACGCUCGGCAAGUACUAUUGCAGUUCCUGGUGUACUUGGAGAAGGUGUCUACAAAAUCAGCAAAGUGAAAUCGAACCCCAUCGGCCGAUCUAGAGUGAGGAGACUCUCUUCUUCCAAGGCUGGAGAAGCAGCACCCACCUAUUUAACACGACCAAGGAUUGCUAGACAACCUUCGGGACUUAGUUCAGGUAUCGUCAACUUCAAUCACGACUCUCCUGCCGUGCAGCUGCAACCUAGGCCCCCUAUCAACAUUCCAAAGAUGGCAAAACACUUUAUGGCUGGCUUGACAGAAGCCACUAUGAUAUGGAAUGAACACAUGAGACGGGGCAAAGAGGAGAGUGAUUUGGUGAGCGACCUUAAAGAGAAGAUCAGAAUCUGGAUGAGACACGCGAGGGUGUGUCAACGAGACCUGAACGAAGUAGAUUUCGCCACUAAGCAGAGGAUGAGAGGGCAGCCAGUCGGUACCGGCACGCUCCGACGAAUGUCUAAAUCAGGAGUAGGAUCACGCUUUCACCCCAGCGUGCCUUUUACCUCGGGAAAGCCUAUGGUCCGAAGCACGCGUCAGCCGGUAGAAAUACCUCCCGCCUCAGCAGAAACUUUCAGUCUGGGUGUGCCUUCUCCUAUUCUCUCCAGCAGAUCGACCGUCAUCUCAUCUCACUCGGAUCUUGCGUCAAUCCCAAAUAGCCGUUUUGCGUUACCCACGCAUUUUCCUUCGCUCACGGCAACCACUCAAAAUUCACCAUCUCCUACGAACAGCUGGGGUGAGAGAGCAUUUACUGGUGGGUUCCUAUGA
This is a messenger RNA of Neurospora tetraspora, 1545 nucleotides long. RefSeq lists its product as uncharacterized. The coding region runs from base 1 to 1545 and encodes 514 amino acids. The transcript is spliced from 3 exons. The record is from RefSeq and is a predicted model, not a curated record. NCBI's taxonomy places the organism in Eukaryota, Fungi, Ascomycota, Sordariomycetes, Sordariales, Sordariaceae.